CCUUACUUAUUGUUUUGAUGUCAAUAGUACUCGCAAGGAUCGGAUCAUCCGCCUCCGCUCCUCACAGUCUUUCAUUCGAUAUAGGACAGUUGAGUCUCCAGCUAUGUUGAAGCCUGGCCUUGGGUCGCGCUUACCACAGCCGCCAUCACCGCAACCAUCCUCGGCACAACCACAACAACCUGCACCGAUUCUGCAGGAUAACCCUUCGACCACAUUACCGUCUCAGGAGUCAAACGGUCACCCGCCGCUUCCAAGGACGCAAUUCCCACGAAAUCGCCAUCGUUACUCAUUCAAGACGAGGACAGGGGCAACAAACCCCCCACCCCCAGUCAAGAUGAAGCUCUACAAGUUCAAGCCUUACAAGGAGCCUGAAGCAAAAGACGAGCUUGAGCCCUCCAGCGACGAGCCCAAGCCCAAGCCCAAGCCCAAGACCAAACUCAAAACGUUGUCCGAUUCGAGUGCAGCCACCCGCAAGCUCGCUUUUACACGGUUAUUACAAUACCAGCACCCAACGUCUACUUUGAACGUCGGUACUCUAUCCGCUAACCUCAGACGAGCUCUGCCAAACGACGGUACCGUUCAACAGGAAGUUGCCCUCUGUAUCCGAAACGCUGUGCGCGAGGCUGCCAGGAUCAAACGACAAGGUCAACGAGUAAUUGGAAAGGUUGUCGAGCAUGUGAACAAGCAUGAACCGGGUCCCAACGAUCGUCGAUUCAUGAAUUUUCUUUGUCCUCGAGUCUCCAUGAAGGACGCGAAAAAACUGGAUGACGGUUGUGCUGCAGAGGACGACGAUGAGGAUGGUGGUGACAUGGACCAGAAAUCCAAAGAUGGCAAAGGCUCUGAGCAGUUCUUGUUCCUCCAGAGCUUUCUGGCAUACCUCUACUCUGGGAACUACCCACGAAAAAGUGGUACCGGUCAGAAGGUCAACGAUUUCAUUGAUCGCCUCAAGGAUCUCGGACUGUACGCCCCACCAUGUCCUCGGGCCGCUCUCAACGAGACAACUCCCUUCUCACCAAAAGAGUUACUCCUAUCGGUGGCGUUGCAGCUCAAGGUCGAACUCAAAAAAAUGUACCGUAAUGGGACCUGUGAGCUGCAUAAUAAGCUCCAGGAAAGAAAAAAGAAGGGGCUGCUGGGAUCCGAUGUUAACGUGGAGGUCCAGGAGGAGGUAUCUGCUAUCGAAAACUACCUCGCGAUCAACAAAUUGAGUCCAAACCCUCGUAGGAUCAUCCCCAUGUCGACGGCGAAGCAACCUUUUGUCAGUUUCACGGAACGACAACUGGCUAUGUUCUUUUUCAACUGCGGAGACGCACUGAGGGCACGGGUUCAGGAACUGGUCGGUACCGUCUGCACAUCCAUGCGGGAUGUUGAGGAGCGGAUAGGAGGAAAAGAACCAGGCUUUCUCAUCAAGCACCUCAUCGUCGAUAUCGAUCCCGAAGACCUGACCAGUCGCAAGAGAGGCAAGGCUGGACACCGCGCUGCGAUCAAGUUGUUAUCCCUUGAUGAUCUCGAGACCCACUUGCAGAUGCUGGACGAUCCAGAGUUCAGACCGGAGACCUAUGCCCGCAAAGGAUAUUUUCUCAGGGGGUUCUUACGAACUGACGGAUUCACUAUGCAGCUCCUGUGUUCCAAAGUCAGGGAACUUCUGUCAGUCAAAUACAAACGGUUGCCCGGCGAUCGCCUACCUCCUCGAUUGACUUCAACACUUCACGGUACCAGUGAUUUUUUGACGGAGAUCCGAAACGUUAUCCGAACCAAAGACGAUGUGGCGAGACUUUGGCUUGGUGUCGAUCCUAAAGAUAUCAAGAUUCUCACCCUUGACGCAGGACAAGCUUUUGUCGUUGGAGCAUAUGCAUACCUACCAGGAAAAUCGAUGAACAAGGACGAGUCCACUUCCUUCAAUGGUGCAUUCCCUAUCGCCUCUUACUCCACAACAACACCACAGGAUCUGAUGCAAAAGCCGUCUUUGGAGGCACAAACAACUUCAACACCACAGGAUCUGAUGCAAAAGCCGCCUUUGGAGGCACAAACAAUUUCAACACCGCCAGCAACAAUGACAGUGUGACAAGAUCCCUCACCACAAUCUUACCGUCAACCAGAAGGCCGUGAUGCAGCCUGUCUUCCGAUAUAGACGCUGGCUCGAGGAUGAGAAGCAACUGAAACCAGAGGGUCCAGAGCGGCAACAUCAAUUGAAACCGGAUAUCGGGUUACAGUCGAUUGCGCAUAUCGAGUCCCAGCUCCCACCUCUCCAAGGUCCAGACACCAGUGUCACCAACUAUAUUGAGGAGUUGAAAAAAGUCGAGAACCGACUCUUGGAGUUCUAUAACGGGGACAACU
This is a messenger RNA of Gamsiella multidivaricata, 2334 nucleotides long. RefSeq lists its product as uncharacterized. The record is from RefSeq and is a predicted model, not a curated record. The transcript has 2 exons. Lineage: Eukaryota; Fungi; Mortierellomycota; Mortierellomycetes; Mortierellales; Mortierellaceae. The coding region runs from base 104 to 2062 and encodes 652 amino acids.